UUUCUAGAGUAGCAUAAGCAGGUUUAAAAGUCUAGCUACCUAGUUGUCUUUUAGGUGAUUUCUUUCAAAACCAACGAGAAAGCUAGUUUCUUCCUCUGUAUUCUUAUAUAACCUUCACUAUCUUCCAAAAAUUACAGUCCUUGUAGCAACCCACACCUAAAAAAUAUAUAUACAGUUUUGCUUCAUUGAUUGCUAUUUUCUCAAAAUUCUCAAAAGUCUAAGCAUAUAUUUCCAUGUCAUAGUCUUUGAUUAGCUUCUCUUCCAAAGAACCACACAAUGUUACCCUUUUUUCUCAGUCCCGUUGCCUUCUACAACAACUACCUCCGACGUUGCUUCACUGCCUCUGGCCUCUCGCCGCAAGCCGUCGACGUCGACAACGAGACCACCAUCCAUUUCUGGGGGCCCAGCAAAAAUACCCAAAAAUCUUCAUUGGUCUUGAUCCAUGGCUACGGCCCAGUAGCCCUUUGGCAAUGGCGGAAACAGGUCCAGUUCUUCUCCCCCAAGUUCAACGUCUAUGUCCCAGACUUAUUGUUCUUCGGAGGAUCGACGACGAAGUCGCCGGAGAGAUCGGAGAUCUUCCAGGCGGUUUCUGUAGUGAAACUGCUCGAGAAGCUUGGAGUGGAAAGGUUUUCAGUGAUGGGUACGAGCUAUGGAGGGUUUGUGGCGUACCAUAUUGCGAGAAUGUGGCCUGAGAGGGUGGAGAAGGUGGUGAUUGCGAGCUCAGGCGUGAAUAUGAGGCGGAGACAUAAUGAAGAGCUGGUGAAAAGGGCCAAGUUGGAGAAAAUCGAGGACCUUAUGCUUCCGGCGACGACAAAUCAGUUUCGAGCACUUAUGAGUCUGGCCGUGUUUAAACGACAUAAUAUGGUGCCAGACUUUCUAUUAAACGACGUCAUCAAUAAAUUGUACUCAGAAAAAAGGAAGGAAAAGCUGGAACUUCUAAAAGGAUUAAGUUUUGCAAAAGAUGACACAACAAGCGUUUCUCCUCUCCAACAGGAGGUGUUGAUAUUAUGGGGAGAUCAUGACCAGAUAUUUCCCUUGGAGUUGGCUACCGAACUCAAGGAGCUUCUUGGGGAGAAGGCAAGGUUGGAGGUGAUGAAGAAUGCAUCGCAUGUGCCCCAGAUUGAAAACCCACCACUUUUCAAUGAUAUUGUCAACAAGUUCUUAUGCGAGUCCUCCUGAUUUUCUUCAAUUUUCUAUUUCAUAAUGUAAUGUUGGAUUCAAGUAUUGAAAAGAAAUUUGAUCUAUAUAUUUUAACU
Ziziphus jujuba (common jujube) is the source of this 1256-nucleotide messenger RNA. RefSeq lists its product as uncharacterized. The transcript is spliced from 4 exons. NCBI's taxonomy places the organism in Eukaryota, Viridiplantae, Streptophyta, Magnoliopsida, Rosales, Rhamnaceae. The coding region runs from base 277 to 1179 and encodes 300 amino acids. Gene Ontology annotation, molecular function: catalytic activity. The record is from RefSeq and is a predicted model, not a curated record.